AUGAAGCUGAAAGCUUUGAGCGAAGAAGCGAAAAUGAGGGUCAUUGUCAACAAUCGAGCGCUGAUUGAGAUCGCGAUAGCACGGUACGACUGCACCGUGUCUCUUACGGAGGGUGUCAGGACGUUUGUGAUGGGCCAUUUGUUGGCGGGGCCGAAGAAUACGUUGAGUGAGUACAGCAGGAGAGUCUGCGGGCAGCUGCGACACUUUGGCUUCGCAGGCAAAGAACAAUCUGUUUCGAAAGAGCUCGCAAACUUGAUGCACGAGAUCUCGAAACCGUUGCACGCUAUGCAAGUAUCGAGCACUAUCGACCGAGGGUAUGUGGUAGGAGGGGAUCAGCCACAUGCAGAAGCGCUUGCGAUCAUGAUCGCAAAACUGCAAGAAACAAAGCUCGUCGAAGGCCUGGAUGUGCUGCUGGUGGACGGAAGAGGAAAAUGCCGAUGUGUGCUGAGGGACGGAGAAAUAUUGGCAUACAGUGGCGAGUCAGGUGACGAGUAG
Guillardia theta CCMP2712 is the source of this 495-nucleotide messenger RNA. RefSeq lists its product as hypothetical. The transcript has a single exon. The record is from RefSeq and is a predicted model, not a curated record. NCBI's taxonomy places the organism in Eukaryota, Cryptophyceae, Pyrenomonadales, Geminigeraceae. Bases 1 to 495 code for a protein of 164 amino acids.